CGGCGGCCGCGCCACGUCCGCUGCGGCGCCCUGGGAAGAGUCACUGGGCCUUUGGCAGCUUCGGGCCACCAUGGCCUUCACCCUGUACUCCCUGCUGCAGGCGGCCCUGCUGUGUGUGAACGCCAUCGCCGUGCUGCACGAGGAGCGCUUCCUCAAGAACAUUGGCUGGGGAACAGACCAGGGAAUUGGCGGAUUCGGAGAGGAGCCAGGAAUUAAAUCUCAGCUAAUGAACCUUAUUCGAUCUGUCAGAACCGUGAUGAGAGUGCCAUUGAUAAUAGUAAAUUCAAUUACUAUUGUGCUGCUUUUACUAUUUGGCUGAACAUGACGAAAGACUCAAGAAGAGAUGUCAGCAGAAGUCACUACCGCCAUCAUUACUGGACUAUCCAUUUCUUAGCAGGCUCAUCUUGCAGCUGACAGGAAUGUGAAGUUGACAAUAAAACCAGAGUUUCUGUUUACCUUGAUUUUUUUUUUUUUUUUUUUUUAGUGUUGUAAUUUUAUUACAAAAGAUCAGACCAUCAGAGAUAGUAGUGCCCCAGGCUUGAAACAUACCUUCCUGGGAUACAAUUUGUAAAGAUUGUUAAAAGGGCACAGGACUGUUGCUUCUGUUUUAUUAGAUACUAUUUUCUCUCACUACUCAGGGAUGACACUUUUUUCAAAGUUUUAAAUUCCUUGUGACUUAGUUAUGACAUGAGAGUAAUUAUCCACCUAGAUAAAACGUAAAUGAUUUUUGAAAAUAAUUAUUACAUAUAAAUUAUAAAUAAUAGAUAAUAAAUUUGUGCAGUUUAUUUUGGACUCUUUCGUUAAGUAUUUAGACUAUUUUGUCUCUGCUAGGAAGAAUUCGGAUUUAUAGGUACUGUAAGCAGGGGCAUAACCCUGGUUUCCUGGUAUUGUAAAUCAGUCAUAUGACGACAUUGCUUUUGUCUUAAAUUUAUUUUAUGCAUUUGUUAUUAAUUGGCCUGAAUAAACAGACCAAACUAUUAUCUCUAUAUUUUCAUUGGUGGAAAAGUCUGUGCCCUUUUUACAACAAUGACUUUACAACAUCAGUAUCAAUAGUGGCUGGCAAAAGUGAUUGUAUACAACACAAAGCCCACUAUAAAAUUACUGUGUAUUGUGAAGCAUUUACCUCCCCCCACAUUGUCACAUUUCCAUUUCUUGUUGCAGUAGUAUAUUGAAGGUUUUGAUUCUUAAUCCUUCAUUCUGAGACUGUUCAUGCUAGAUAAAUUGUUUGUUUUUUAUGUCUUUUUAUUUUUAUGUCUUAGACCAACCUUUAAGUUGUCUGUUCAGCCCAUAAUAUCAUCAUACAUCUUUAUGUAGAAAGAUUAAAACUAUGUAUAUGUUUUGUGAAAAGCACCAGUUAUAGUAUUUUAAAGGGGUAGAAUGACAUCAUUGUUUAGGUAAACUUUUAUAAAUAAAGUUGAAUUUCCAACUCA
Molecule: messenger RNA, 1430 nt
Organism: Jaculus jaculus (lesser Egyptian jerboa)
Lineage: Eukaryota; Metazoa; Chordata; Mammalia; Rodentia; Dipodidae
Gene: Ier3ip1
Product: immediate early response 3 interacting protein 1
Exons: 3
Coding region: 71-319 (82 amino acids)
Biological process (GO): endoplasmic reticulum to Golgi vesicle-mediated transport
Cellular component (GO): Golgi membrane; COPII-coated ER to Golgi transport vesicle; endoplasmic reticulum membrane
Source: RefSeq, a predicted model, not a curated record